AUACUUUGUUACUGGUAUCGUGUAAGUAAGCCUAAUAAUCAGAAUCUGUUUGCUUUUGUAUGUGAGUUUCACUGACCUAAUGACUACUAAACCGUAAAGACAGUACAUCUGAACAAGAAUGUCCUAAACAAUAAAUACUCACUGCAAACCAUUCUGUAAAGUCGAUAAUGACUAAUUCCGACUUUUUUCUUUGUCCCAAGCAAAAUAUAUUGAAAAAGUAGUUGGGAUAACAACGCAAGUAAAAAAUUAUCUAUCAGUUUUACGAAGAUCAUCUCCAUGUAUCCCUAACAGUUAAUAAACGACAAUCACAACGUACAGAGUAAUAGUGGACAAGGACAGUUUAAAUGAUACCUGGCUGAGCUCAACGGCUCCUUCAGUAUUUGAUUUUGUACCCUCAUUCUGGUAAGGCACUUUUCCCAUUCCCUGCAGGAUGAAUAACAUUAUUAAGAUCGGCUUACUGUGUACAAAAUCAAUAGUAAUGGUCUACGUACGAAAAAAGCAAGAUAGAAAGAACAGUCAUUAAUUCUUAUGGAUUUGUACCAAAGAUCUAUAUGCGAUAAACUGAAAUCUUCUGGCUGGGACUACAUUAAAUGGUAUGCAGAUGCAACAAAAUUAAUGCCCGAUUAUACAGGUGCUUUGAUUUUAGCAGCACAACAGUGUUCAAAUGUUGAUGUUGUAAUCAAAUUAAAAGUGGCUGUUAUUCUAAUGAUACCUUUGAUAGAUUAUUCUAAAAGAACAUUAAACUUCUUAAAUCUACACAAUAUAAUCAGCACUGUUGAACAAAAACGUGAUGAUUUUUUAAAAGAACUUUAUCAUGAAUACAAACCAUUUCCGAAUUGCGACGUGUAUGAUUGUAAAACAACUUCAUUCAGUGUAAAAUUAGGUUGUUAUGAAAGCGAUGGAAUGUUUAUAUUAAUGAAUGCUUCCUCUGGUCUUUCGUCCGGUUUUUAA
Schistosoma turkestanicum is the source of this 951-nucleotide messenger RNA. The record is from the annotation of a GenBank genome assembly. NCBI's taxonomy places the organism in Eukaryota, Metazoa, Platyhelminthes, Trematoda, Strigeidida, Schistosomatidae.